GCGCACUGCGAUGCCAUGGCCAGCUCCUCGGACAGCGAGGAUGACGCGUUCAUGGCCGUGGACCCCGAGGAGGCCGCGGCCGAAGGGACCAUGGAGCAGGACGAGGAGCCUGCCGCCGAGCUGGAGCUGCCGCGGAGCGCGCACCGCAGGUCCAUGCUGGAGCUCCCGGAGGAGGUGCUGGAAUACAUCCUGUCCUUCCUCUCGCCCUACCAGGAGCACAAGACCGCAGCCCUCGUCUGCAAGCAGUGGUAUCGACUCAUCAAAGGUGUGGCCCACCAGUGCUACCACGGCUUCAUCAAAGCGGUGCACGAAGGAAACAUCCAGUGGGAGAGUCGCACUUACCCCUAUCCCGGCACCCCCAUCACACAACGCUUCUCGCACAGUGCGUGCUACUACGACGCCAAUCAGUCCAUGUACGUGUUUGGUGGCUGCACGCAGAGCAGUUGCAACGCAGCCUUCAACGAUCUCUGGAGGCUUGACCUAAAUAGCAAGGAGUGGAUCCGGCCGCUGGCGUCAGGUUCCUACCCGUCGCCCAAGGCCGGGGCCACCCUGGUCGUCUACAAGGACCUGCUCGUGCUUUUCGGCGGCUGGACGCGGCCCAGCCCCUACCCCCUGCACCAGCCCGAGAGGUUCUUCGACGAGAUCCACACCUACUCGCCCUCCAAAAACUGGUGGAACUGCAUCGUCACCACGCACGGCCCCCCGCCCAUGGCGGGCCACUCCUCCUGCGUCAUCCAGGACAAGAUGAUCGUCUUCGGGGGCUCGCUGGGCUCGCGGCAAAUGAGCAACGACGUCUGGGUGCUGGAUCUCGAGCAGUGGGCCUGGUCCAAGCCCAACAUCUCCGGGCCCAGCCCUCACCCGCGGGGCGGCCAGUCGCAGAUUGUCAUAGAUGACGAAACCAUUUUAAUCCUCGGCGGCUGCGGAGGCCCCAACGCGCUCUUCAAGGACGCCUGGUUGCUGCACAUGCGGGCGAGCCCCUGGACGUGGCAGCCGCUCAAGGUGGAGAACGAGGAGCACGGCGCGCCGGAGCUCUGGUGCCAUCCUGCGUGCAGGGUGGGCCAGUGCGUGGUGGUGUUCAGCCAGGCGCCGAGCGGCCGCGCGCCGCUCAGCCCCAGCCUCAACUCGCGGCCGUCGCCCAUCAGCGCCACGGCGCCCGGCGGCGAGGGCGGCAGCGCGAUGUCCCCGCGGGCGCCCGCCGAGGCGCCCGCCCUGCCCGCCCUGGCGCGCCGCCUCGGCCACCACCCGCCGCAGUCGCUCAACGUGGGCAAGCCGCUCUACCAGAGCAUGAACUGCAAGCCCAUGCAGAUGUACGUGCUGGACGUGGAGGGCGGCAAGGAGAAGGGCCGCGUCAAGUGGAAGGUGUUCAGCAGCGGCGCCGUGGUGGGGCCGCCCGAGACCAGCCUGCACACCGUGGUGCAGGGCAGGGGCGAGCUCAUCAUCUUCGGCGGCCUCAUGGACAAGAAGCAGAACGUGAAGUACUAUCCCAAAACCAAUGCCUUGUACUUUGUGCGGGCCAAGAGAUAAUGGGGCGCCCGGCGCCGCCGCUCGCCCCGCUCCGCCCGCUCU
Nothoprocta perdicaria is the source of this 1566-nucleotide messenger RNA. It is a transcript of the gene FBXO42, whose product is annotated as F-box protein 42. The record is from RefSeq and is a predicted model, not a curated record. Bases 16 to 1524 code for a protein of 502 amino acids. The transcript has 10 exons. Lineage: Eukaryota; Metazoa; Chordata; Aves; Tinamiformes; Tinamidae. Gene Ontology annotation, molecular function: protein binding.